AGUCGCCUGUGAGCAAUCAAACAGAGGGAGGAACCGCCUAGUGCUGUAAAAAGUCCCUACCCCUCUAUAGGUCAAAGUCUGUACGAAACUGACGGAAGACCACAGUUAAGUGUCAACUUCACGCGAUUUCACUUCAACGGGAGGAAAAAGAAGUUGAUUUUUCUUCAAGCCGGUAUGACUCCAUUGCUGAAAGGUUGCCUGUUUAUUCUACUAGCGUCAUUUCUAACGCUUGUUUUUGUGAGCGCAGAAGGAAAUGUGUUCCACAGACAGAAGAGAGAGUGGAUCAUCGCUCCCAGAAAGCUGAAAGAAAACCAUGAUUACACUGGAAUGGCGAGCAUUGCGAGAAUCCGCUCUGAUAAGGAGAAUUAUACAAAAAUAUUCUACUCUCUCACGGGACCUGGUGUUAACCAGGCUCCUGUGGGUGUAUUUCAAAUUAACGAAAACACUGGUUAUGUGAAAAUCACAGCCAUCCUGGACAGAGAGGAGAUCCCUUUCUACCAUUUGAAGGGUCUGGCAAGAUAUACCGAUGGGACCUUGGCUGAGAAAGACCUAGAUCUCAAAAUUACUGUUCUGGAUGUGAAUGAUUGCAUCCCGAUCAUUACAGCAGAGCAAGUUGGAUCUGUCAAUGAAUCAAGUGCAGCAGGUACCGUUGUGAUGAAAGUGAUAGCUACUGAUGCUGAUGAAGAGAACACACUCCGCUCAAUGCUCAGCUACAGCAUUGUGGAACACAGCAGUACGGCUGGGAUGUUUUAUAUGAACUCUAGGACUGGAGAGGUCAUGGUUCAACGGAACAGUCUGGAUAGGGAGAGACAAGAUACAUACAAGUUGACUAUAAGAGCAUCAGACUUGAAUGGACAAGCAGGAGGAAACACAGGAACUGGAGAAAUCCAGAUUAAAAUUUUGGACAUUAAUGACAAUGUCCCUACCUUGGAAAAGGAAUCGUAUGAAGGGAGUGUGCAGGAGAACACCAUCAAUGUGGAAGUGAUGAGGAUUAAAGCCCUGGACAAGGAUCUGAUGUACUCUGCCAACUGGCUGGCUGUUUUUGAAAUAAUCUCAGGGAAUGAGGGAGGCUAUUUCAGUAUCAGUACUGAUUCGAUGACUAAUGAGGGAAUCAUCAUGAUCAACAAGGCUUUAGACUACGAGGAGCUCAAAGUGCUGAACUUGGAGGUGUCAGUUUCCAACAAAGCAGCGUACAAUUUUGGCAGUGGUUCCUCGGCAGGAGGGUCCUGGACUUCAAAAUCCUACCCUAUUACAAUCAAUGUGGUCAAUCAAAAGGAAGGCCCCCGUUUCCAACCAAGUGUCAAAGUGGUGACAAUCUCAGAGGACCACACUUCCAUCUCCUUCAGCAAAAUCAUCACUAACUACGCUGCUAUUGACAGCGACACACUACAAAUAGCCACCAACGUAAGAUAUGCCAAGCUCCGGGAUGAUGACAACUGGCUGAAUAUUGACGUAAGGACAGCUGAUAUAAGGCUUAACAAAAUUCCCGACAGAGAGUCAAAGUUCUUGAUCAAUGGAACAUAUUACGCCAAAAUUAUAUGCAUCACAAAUGAGACUCCCUCAAAAACAGCCACAGGGACCAUAGCCAUUCAGGUGGAGGACUUUAAUGAUCACUGUCCAAAACUGACAGCUACAACUCAUACCAUGUGCAUUGAGGAUCAAGUCAUCUUUGUCGCAGCUGUAGAUGCCGAUGAGUUCCCCAAUUCAGCACCAUUUGACUUCACUGUGAUUCAUAAGAGCAGCAAGGGACAUUGGAAAGUGGAGCCUCUUAAUGAAACUGUGGCUAUUUUCCGUGACGAAGCCAACUUGUGGCCUGGGAUUUACAAAAUUGCAGUGGAGAUCAAGGACCAGCAGGGAAAGUCAUGUGCUGAUUUGCAAGUCAUGGAUGUAACUGUGUGCACUUGCGCUGAGAACACAAAAACUUGUGUGGCACGCAGGAUAACCACUUCUAGUUUUGGAGCUUCAGGUAUCCUGCUUCUGCUCCUGGGACUGCUGCUCCUACUGUUGGUUCCCCUUCUGCUGCUGUUCUGCCUGUGUGGAGGUGCAGCAGGUGCUGGAGAUUUCAAGGCAAUUCCUUUUGAUACAAAACAACAGUUGAUCUCAUAUCACACAGAGGGACAAGGAGAGGACAAGGAAGUUCCUCUCCUUACUCCCCUUGUGGAGGUUGAUGGUAAUAAAAUUCAAACCGGGAACAUCAAUGUUACCGGAAAAAAAGGGUACCUAGGUGGACUGUUAGAAACAGGUGGAGCACAAGGUGGAGCACAAGGUGGAGGAGCAGCCAUUGGUGGCUCCAUUAUGACAACUGAGGACAUACAAAGGUACAGCCGAUACAACCAGGGCCAUGAGCAUAUGGAGAUGGACUACAUGAACUCUGGGAUGAUGACGGGACAAGAACAUCUGUACUCCCGAUACAGAGCUGGGGCCUUCGAUGGGAUGGCUCUUUCUGAACUGUUCCUUGGAGAAUAUUAUUCAAGUAAAUCCGACCAUGCUGCACAACAGUCCCAGGAGAAGGAUGCUCUGCUGGUCUAUGACUAUGAGGGUCGGGAGUCCCUGGCAGGUUCUGUGGGCUGUUGCAGUCUUCUGGAGAAGGACGAUGACCUCGCGUUUCUUGAUGAUCUAGGCCCUAAAUUCAAAACGCUGGCUGACAUUUGCCGGCGUUCAACCUUAGUGACCGAGACUGUGGAUGCAAACAUUUCUGUCUCUCCCUUCAGACCAGUGUCUCCCAUCAGGCCCUCCACUCACACACACACUCACACCCACACAGGAUCAAUCAGAGACAGGGAUCACUUCAACAUCAACACACUCAACACCUCCAACGUAGCUUCUGGAUCCUCAACUUUUGUCCAGGAGGAGCGAAUCACUGAAAAUUCAUCCAUGCUUCCAAAGGUGCAUUUCCAGGACCAGUAUGUGUAUCCCAGUCAGACACUGCUCAUUCAGCAGCCCACUAUGUAUAUGACCGCCGCACCCAUGUAUGUAGUUGAUCCCAAGCCACAGAUGGUGCUGGUGUCCGGCACCCAGCAGGCUGUGGGUCAAAUGGGCUCAGUUGGGCUUGGUCAGGGGUUGGUGCAGGUUGGUGGCAUCCAGGGUCCUCAGGGUGUAGUCCUUGUAGAUAGGCAGGUGGGAAUGGGAGGGGCCACAGGCCAUGUGGCAACAGGUCUUUCACAUGGGACCACAUCCAGAAAGGUGCUGGUGGUGGAGAAUGGAUCUUCAGGUGGAGAGCAAGUUGCACACUUAGCACAGGGCUUUGUUCAGACAGGACAUGGGGCUGCAGAGCAGGGUGUGGAGGUCAGAGGUCAAGGUAUGCAGGUUAAAAGUUUUUCAAUGAGUUCACGUAGUUCUGCAGGAUCUCAUGAAGACAUACUCAUGACAGCAGCACCAAAGGUGCAAGGGAGCCAGAGAGUAGUUGUGCAACAUAAGAAGGUGUCAGUAACUGAGAGAAACAGUGAAUCCAGUACAAGAGCAUAAAUAAGUGUACACUUAGUGUAUCCAGCAAUUUUGUACUUAUUUGGAUACAUAGGUUUGAUGUAGUGUCUUUGAGUACACUAAAAUGACCAUAUGCAGACUUUAAAAUGUUCCUAAAGAUGGAAAGAUGUUAAUAAAUCAUAGUUAAGCCGAUAAAAGUAAAGUUUACUUAUAAAAAUAGAAUGCUGUACUAGCCUACUGCUUUUUUUGUAAUUACACAUAUGCUGUAUAGGUGAAUAGGCAAUGCUUCUUACUAAAAAAAAAAGUGCCCUUGUGUAUUUGAAAGUUCAAGAUAAAGUGUAGAAUUGGAAGAAAGAAACCAAUUUUAGGAGGCAUUGCUUGUAGUUGUUGCCAAAAGAAAGCCUCUGCGAUUUCUAAAUUAUGAUAUACCUCUUCCCAUGGUUCCAUAACACUAUGUGUUUGUCACAAAUUACAUCCAUCAAAGCACUCUAUGUAUUUCAGGUACAAAUUAGCAUUAGGAUUAUGGAUGGGAACAGGUCUCAUCAGAUCUGUAAGAACCUUGCCAAUUCUGGCUCCAAAUUUACCAGUCUGGAGAAGGAAGGGUGUGACAAGAGUGGUCCGGAAUGACUUUAAACCACUGUAGGCUUACAUUUUAACAGAUCAGUGCUCUUAUUGAAUCCUAACAGUUAUUCUCUUUGUCAAAUAAAACCUUAUUUACUGCUCUUGUGGUUCUAAUCUCAGUGAUUUUCCUAGGGUCUGGUUAAAAUAUAAGUCUGUAAUUAUACUGUGGGUGGUUAGUUUUGAGAAACCCACAGUUAUUUUACAAGUGACUCCAGCAGAACAAAGCCUCUCUAGUCUGUCGCCUACUUCUAUCCAUAAUACUAGAAUCAGUGCUCCAAGUACUCUGUCGUUGUUUUUUAGUGUAUUAGAAUUAAAUAGAUAUCUGGAUUGCAUCUUAAUAUUUUUUUUUAGCUUAAGCUGUGCUGCCCUGCUGAAUUUUGGAUUUUUGAACUUAGUUGAACUGUAACUAACAAGGAACUGUUUUAUGGGUGGCCACUGCUUCCUUGGAAACUGCUUUGAACGUAGAUAAAUGCUGUUUGACUGUUGAACCUAUGAAAGGGCCCUUUACAGAAGAACCAAAGCCAAAGUCUCAACAGAUUUAUUGCACCGAGACUGGGUUAGACUGUUUUUUUUUGUCUGUAGUUAACAAAGAGAUACUGACUGUAAACCAAAGAAGAGAAGACUCGACAAACUCUCUGCUAUAUUGUUGCACUCUUUUACUAUUUUUACCCGAUGUGUGUUUUUUCGGAAUUUGUACUUUUAUAAAAAUCUAAGUGUUAAUUCCAAAUGAUUUAGUGCCAAAGAUGUGAAUGUUGGUAAAAUAUAAAAUGAUAUCCCUAUUUUGUAAGAAUGUAAAUAGUAUUAAUUACCAGAUAGACUUUAAUUGUGUGUUUUGUGUGCAGGUGCAUGUGUAUGUGAUUGUAGUAUGUUGGGAGGCAGAGUAAUCAAGGAUGAGCUUUGCAAGCACUAAAAACAUUUAAGUGUCACUAACUGUUAGUGCUGAUCUGGCUAUUGGUAUGUCAGUAUUUUGAUCUUUUAUUGCUGAUUUUCAGUAAGAACAUAGCAUGCGACUGCAUUACAGCAGCAGUAUUAUGUAUGGAAAUGCUUUUUUUUUCUUUACAUUUUGCCCUUGAUGACAUAAUAAAAUAAAAUAUGAGAAAACUGA
This is a messenger RNA of Notolabrus celidotus (New Zealand spotty), 5149 nucleotides long. Its product is annotated as desmoglein-2-like. Gene Ontology annotation, cellular component: plasma membrane; desmosome. Gene Ontology annotation, biological process: homophilic cell-cell adhesion. Gene Ontology annotation, molecular function: calcium ion binding. Bases 175 to 3465 code for a protein of 1096 amino acids. NCBI's taxonomy places the organism in Eukaryota, Metazoa, Chordata, Actinopteri, Labriformes, Labridae. The transcript has 14 exons. The record is from RefSeq and is a predicted model, not a curated record.